GAAGAGGGGCCGCGGCUUCCGGAACUUCCGGGCGGUUGCUGGUUGGGCCGGUGGUGGCUUAGCGCCUUUGCUCGCGAUGGCCGCGGCCGUCGCUAUGGAGACAGAUGAUGCCGGAAAUCGACUUCGGUUUCAGUUGGAGCUGGAAUUUGUGCAGUGCUUAGCCAACCCCAAUUACCUUAACUUUCUUGCCCAAAGAGGUUACUUCAAAGACAAAGCUUUUGUUAAUUAUCUUAAGUACUUGCUUUACUGGAAAGAACCAGAAUAUGCCAAGUAUCUAAAGUACCCCCAGUGUCUGCACAUGUUAGAGCUGCUGCAGUAUGAGCACUUCCGCAAGGAGCUGGUGAACGCUCAGUGUGCCAAGUUCAUUGACGAGCAGCAGAUCCUUCACUGGCAGCACUAUUCCCGGAAGCGGAUGCGCCUCCAGCAAGCGCUGGCCGAGCAGCAGCAGCAGAACAACGCGGCGGGGAAGUGACGCGGCCCCUGGGGCUGCACGGGGCUCUUCAGACACGGACGUCCCGCGCGCACAGCGAGCACAGACUCUCUGGCUGCCUCUGGGUGGGUACCACCUGAGCCUUCCGGGCCCUGUUUCAUCCAGCUAGCUUUGUCCUGUUCGUAGAUGGCUUCUGUCAAACCAGAACUGUCAUACUUAGGUUUCCCUGUGGAUUUGUAAGUUAUUAUUAGGACUUCACCAACUGAAUAAAAACAGAAACGUUAGGUAA
This is a messenger RNA of Leptonychotes weddellii (Weddell seal), 719 nucleotides long. RefSeq names its product mediator complex subunit 31 (gene MED31). The record is from RefSeq and is a predicted model, not a curated record. Gene Ontology annotation, biological process: regulation of DNA-templated transcription. Gene Ontology annotation, cellular component: mediator complex. Lineage: Eukaryota; Metazoa; Chordata; Mammalia; Carnivora; Phocidae. Gene Ontology annotation, molecular function: transcription coregulator activity.